AUGGGGCCUGCAGUUCGCCUCAGCUGGGAGUUCAACUCAGCUAUAGGACUUUUUGCUUCUCUGGUGGCAACUCUUUCUGGCUGCCCUAAGCCACCAGUGAGUAGCACAGCAGAGAUUCCUCUCAGACCCUUUCCUGGAGCUGCUUGGAGUAGAGUCACCCUUUACAUUGGAAAGCUAGAGGGUGCUCUGUGGAAAAAACAAAACAAGAAGAAAGUGGAGGAGGUCCUAGAAGAAGAGGAAGAAGACUAUGUGGUGGAAAAAGUUCUUGAUCGGCGAGUUGUCAGGGGCAAAGUGGAAUAUCUUCUAAAAUGGAAGGGUCUCUCAGAGGAUGACAACACAUGGGAGCCAAAAGAGAACCUGGAUUGUCCUGACCUCAUUGCUGAGUUUUUACAGUCACAGAAAACAGCUCGUGAGAUAGAUAAAUCAGAGGGAGGCAAACUCAAAGCUGAUUCUGAUACUGAAGAUAAGGGAGAGGAAAGCAAACCAAAGAAGAAAGAAGAGCCAGAAACGCCACGAGGCUUUGCCCAGAGUUUGGAGCCAGAGCAGAUUAUUGGAGUUACGGACUCCAGUGAAGAGCUCAUGUUACCCGUGAAAAGGAAAAUCUCUGAUGAGGCUGAUCUGGUUCCUGCCCAGGAAGCCAAUGUCAAGUGCCCACAGUUUGUCAUACCCUUCUAUGAGGAGAGGCUAAGGUGGCACUCCUGCCCCUCAGAGGAUGAUGACAAAAAUAACGACAAGGAUUAA
Molecule: messenger RNA, 741 nt
Organism: Psammomys obesus (fat sand rat)
Lineage: Eukaryota; Metazoa; Chordata; Mammalia; Rodentia; Muridae
Product: chromobox protein homolog 1-like
Exons: 1
Coding region: 1-741 (246 amino acids)
Biological process (GO): negative regulation of transcription by RNA polymerase II; chromatin organization
Cellular component (GO): nucleus; pericentric heterochromatin
Molecular function (GO): chromatin binding
Source: RefSeq, a predicted model, not a curated record